Molecule: messenger RNA, 2492 nt
Organism: Myxozyma melibiosi
Lineage: Eukaryota; Fungi; Ascomycota; Lipomycetes; Lipomycetales; Lipomycetaceae
Product: long-chain-fatty-acid-CoA ligase 1
Exons: 2
Coding region: 104-2197 (697 amino acids)
Biological process (GO): long-chain fatty acid metabolic process; long-chain fatty-acyl-CoA metabolic process
Cellular component (GO): lipid droplet; endoplasmic reticulum; plasma membrane
Molecular function (GO): long-chain fatty acid-CoA ligase activity
Source: RefSeq, a predicted model, not a curated record
UCUAUUCUCUUUCUAUUCUCUUCUCUAUUCUCUUUCUAUUCUCUUCUCUACUCUCACCUCUACUUUCAUCUCAUAACUACUACUCUCACCUCAACUCUCUCCAAUGGCCCCCAUCUUCGUCCCCGCUGACCCUCACCACCCUCCCAUCUCCCGCUCCUCGCCCCCCUACACCUUCGCCAUCGGCCCCGCCGAGAAACCCGGCGAGACCCCAAUCCGCCGCUCCGUCAAGGCCUCUCCCGCCGGCGAGCCCCUCAUCACCCGUCCCGCUCCCGACGUCGCCACCAACUGGGAUCUCGUCCAGUUCGUCGCCAAGCGCUACAACGACAAGCCAUGUCUCGGCUCUCGCAAGGUCAUCAAGAUUCACGAGGAGACAAAGAUUAUCAAAAAAGUCGUCGACGGAAAGGAGCAGUCCAUCCCCAAGAAGUGGAACUACUUUGAGCUCUCCCCGUACUCUUACAUCUCGUACGCCGAACUCGAACAAAACGUCCGCGUCUACGGUUCAGGACUCAAAUCCCUUGACGUCUCCUUGUUAGAGGUUUACGGCUCGACCAGCGCCGACUGGCUCACCAUCGCCCUCGCCGCCGGCUCUCAGUCCAUCCCCAUCGCCACCGCCUACGACACCCUCGGCGAGGAUGGUCUCACCCACUCCCUCAAGGAAACCGAGGCCUCCGCCGUCUUCACCGAGCCCACCCUCAUCAAGUCCCUAAUACGCCCUCUCUCGCAGACUCCCGACCUCAAGUACGUCAUCUACCGCGACGAGCCCGCGCCAAAGCCUGAGGACGUGGCCGCUUUCAAGGAAGCCCAUCCCUCCAUCGCCUUAAUAUCCUUCUCUGAACUCCACCAGAAAGGUCUCGACGCAAACCUCCCGCCCACCCCGCCCUCGCCGGAAGACAUCUGCUGUAUCAUGUACACCUCGGGUUCGACCGGAACCCCCAAGGGCGUCGUCCUCACCCAGGAAAACGUCGUUGCCGCGAUCGCCGGUGUCGAUGGCGCCGUCGAGGGCGCCGUCAACGAGCACGACUACCUGCUCACCUACCUGCCGCUGGCCCACAUCCUCGAGUUUGUCUUUGAGCAGGCCUGUCUCUUCUGGGGCGGCACCCUCGGCUACGGCACCGUCAAGACCAUCUCCGACGUCUCCAUGCGCAAUUGCAAGGGCGACAUCACCGAGUUCAGACCGACCGUCAUGGUCGGCGUGCCUGCCGUCUGGGAAACCGUCCGCAAGGGCAUCUACGCCAAGAUCAGCGCCUCCGGCCCCGCCGUCUCCAGCAUCUUCUGGGCUGCCUACCACGCCAAGGGCUUCAUGAGCCACUACCGCAUUCCGGGAACUGGAAUCAUCGACCACGCCAUCUUCAAGAAGGUCAAGGAGGCCACCGGUGGCCGUCUGCGCAUCAUCAUGAACGGCGGUGCCGCUAUCUCAAAGGAGACGCAGACCUUCUUGGGCUCCGUCGUGUGCGCCAUGAUCCACGGCUACGGUCUCACCGAGACCUCCGCCAACGGCGCGCUCAUGUCGCCUCACCAGAUCACCGUCGGCACCGUCGGCGCGCCCACCGUCUCCAUCGAAGUCAAGCUCGUGGACGUGCCCGAGACCGGCUACCUGUCCACCAACAGCCCCCCUCAGGGUGAGGUCUGGAUCCGCGGCGGGCCCGUGUCAAAGUGCUACUAUCGCAACGAGAAGGAGACCGCGGAGUCGUACGAGGAUGGUUGGUUCAAGACCGGCGAUAUUGGUGAAUGGGCGCCGAACGGCCACCUGCGCAUCAUCGACCGCAAGAAGAACCUGGUGAAGACGUUGAACGGCGAGUACGUCGCGCUCGAGAAGCUCGAGAGCGUGUACCGAACAUGCAGCGUUGUGGGAAACAUCUGCGUGUACGCCGACGCCGACCACGUCAAGCCGAUCGCGAUCAUCAUGCCCGCGGAGCCUGCGUUCCUCAAGUUUGUCAAGGACAAGGGUCUUGGAGAUAAGGAGCUCGGCCACCUCGUGCACGACAAGGCCGUGCAGAAGGCGGUUCUUGAUAUGCUCCUUGACGCGGGCAAGAAGGGCGGAUUGCACGGCAGCGAGAUGAUUUGCGGCGUCGUGAUCACGGACGAGGAGUGGACGCCGCAGAACGGGUUCUUGACUGCUGCGCAGAAGCUCCAGCGCAAGAAGAUCAUGGAGGCGAACAAGAAGGGCGUCCAGAAGGUUUACAAGGCCAGCUCGUAGACUUCUAGUAGAGAGAAGGUGAUGGUGUGAAGUCGGUCGUUGAGUGCGAAUUAGGUGAAAUAAGUGUUGUUUUUUGAGUGAUUUUGUUUGAUGUGUUUUGACCCUUCUCUCUUGUCUUUUUGUCUGAUGUUUUGAAUUGGUCGACAUACAUCUGUCGAUCCUUCGUUGUUGUGAUUCUUUGCUUCCACUUUCUUUUUGUCGUCCAGUCUACUGUUUUUGUGUUUGUAUGUAUGGGUCGUGUCUUUAUGCGGUGUUUCUCUUGCAUUAUGUAACAAUAAUAAUAAUCCUCCUCUCA